This is a messenger RNA of Cottoperca gobio, 3342 nucleotides long. It is a transcript of the gene sirt1, whose product is annotated as sirtuin 1. Gene Ontology annotation, molecular function: histone deacetylase activity, NAD-dependent; p53 binding; NAD+ binding. Gene Ontology annotation, biological process: negative regulation of DNA-templated transcription. Lineage: Eukaryota; Metazoa; Chordata; Actinopteri; Perciformes; Bovichtidae. The transcript has 9 exons. The coding region runs from base 5 to 2164 and encodes 719 amino acids. Gene Ontology annotation, cellular component: nucleus; nucleoplasm; nuclear inner membrane. The record is from RefSeq and is a predicted model, not a curated record.
GAGAAUGAGUCACGUGCGCUAUGCAAAUGAUACAGCUGUCGGAGAGGAAGGACCUGCUCAGCGGCUCUGCGGGCUGAAGAUGGCGGACGGAGAGACUAGUCUCGGAACGGCCUUAUCGGGCGCCUCCGAUAUGGAAGAACCUGCCGCGAAAAGGUCGAAAAUCAGUCCGGUAACUAACUACGGAGUUAAAGUCGCUAAAGCAGAUCAAUUAUCAUGCGUCUCUGGGGCCACAGAGAGCUGGGAGGUGGCGAUGAAUUGUUCUCAGCCAACGGAGAAGGAAGCAAAGCCGGUGAUGGCGGUAGAGCAGGCCCCAGCAGAGCUCGGGGGAGACAACAAUGGACUGGGACUGCUGGUCGCCGAGCCGCACAAACCAGUAGUGAAACAAGACGACAGCGCUGUACUCGGGACAACUGAUGAGGAUGCUGGUUUCCUUGGACAUGACGACCUCCCGUCCAACGGUCUGGCUGUCACUCCGGACCACACCAACGAGGACGACGACGACAGAUCGUCACAUGCCAGCUCCAGCGACUGGGCACCUCAACCGCAAAUAGGUUCAUACAGUUUCAUCCAGCAACACAUCAGAGAGACUGAUCCGAGGACCAUUCUGAGGGAUUUACUGCCUGAGACUGUACUCCCACCAGAUUUAGACGACAUGACAUUGUGGCAGAUCAUCAUCAACAUCUCAGAACCUCCAAAAAGAAAGAAGCGGAAAGAUAUUAACACCUUAGAAGAUGUGGUCAGACUACUCCAUGAAAGUAAAAGGAUCCUUGUGCUGACUGGUGCUGGGGUGUCAGUGUCAUGUGGAAUACCAGACUUCCGCUCCAGAGAUGGUAUUUAUGCACGGCUUGCUGUGGAUUUUCCUGAUCUUCCAGACCCUCAAGCUAUGUUCGACAUUGAAUACUUCCGACGCGACCCCAGGCCCUUUUUUAAGUUUGCUAAGGAGAUCUACCCUGGUCAGUUUCAGCCUUCACCUUGUCACAAAUUCAUCUCUAUGAUGGAUAAGCAGGGGAAGCUGCUGCGCAACUACACCCAGAACAUUGAUACAUUAGAACAAGUGGCUGGAGUUCAGCGGAUUAUCCAGUGUCAUGGGUCGUUUGCAACUGCUUCCUGUCUCGUCUGCAAACACAAAUUGGAUUGUGAAGCUAUAAGGGAAGACAUCUUUAACCAGGUUGUCCCUCAUUGUCCACGUUGUCCAGAUAUUCCCCUGGCAAUCAUGAAGCCUGACAUCGUUUUCUUUGGAGAGAAUCUUCCAGAAAUGUUCCACAGAGCCAUGAAGCAGGACAAAGACGAGGUGGACCUCUUGAUUGUCAUUGGCUCUUCACUUAAAGUCCGACCAGUUGCCCUCAUCCCAAACUCAAUUCCUCAUGAAGUGCCUCAAGUCCUGAUCAAUAGGGAGCAGCUGCCUCACCUCAACUUUGACGUGGAGCUACUUGGGGACUGUGACGUCAUCGUCAACGAGCUCUGUCACCGGUUGGGUGGAGACUUUGAGCAGCUCUGCUACAACACUGUAAGACUCACCGAGACAACGGAGAAACCCCCUCGGCUACCAGAACAGCCACCAAGUGAGGCCUUGCCUGCUUCCAGCGACGCAGCUCAGGAGGAGCAGAAGCAGCACAGUACAGACUCGGUAACUAAGCCUUCAGAGGAGACCGAAAGUCCAAAUGCCACAGACACAGCUGGUAAAAAACCUCCAGAGCCUUGUCCAAAUGCCCAGUGUCCCAGCGAGGAGACGGCUGAGCCUUCAGAGUUACCAGCAGAAGACGCGCCAAAAGAGGAGGCCGCUGAAGUAAAGAGCCCAACCUCCAACCUUGAAUUCCGAAGACGAUGCUGGAUGAGUCGACUCAACAGAAGUCCAAUCAGCAAACGCCUUGAGACAGGCCAGUACCUGUUUCAAACACCAAAUCACUAUAUCUUCCAUGGGGCCGAGGUUUACUCCGAAUCUGAAGAUGAGACGUCGAGCUCCUGUGGGAGCGACAGUGACGAGUCUGAAUGCAGCGCAGAGGGGGUGGAGGAAGACAGCGAGCUGGAGGACGCCGUCACUCUAGCAGCAGAUGGAGAGACGUGCCUCGGAGACACAAUACAACACACUUUAGUCAAUGAGGCCACGUUGAGCGUGCAGACAGACAAUACUUCUGAAAAGACUCAGAGCACCGUACACCUUUAAAUGUAAAGUCAACAAAGCACUAAUUGUCUUUUCAUAUAUUUUUGACUCAUCAAACUAUUAUUUUUCAUAAAGUUGAAAUUGUGUGACAACUUUGUGAAUAUGCAGCAAGUUUUUUUUUUCUUGUUUAAAAAAAAAAAAAAGAAAAAGAUUUUUCGUGACAUGCAUUGUGUCUGAAACCUCAUACUGUAUACUUCUUACUAAAUAGAAUGCAGUAGUAUUAUUAUUAUUAUUAUUAUUAUUAUUAUUUAGUAUUUCUUUUCAUGUACUCAUCUCAUUUUCAUUCACAUUUUGAGAAAUUCUUCUUCCGAGACAUCCACUGCAGCAUACCGUGAAUGCAACACUAGAUUAAGCUUUAAUUCCUAAAUUGCAGUCAUUACAAGCAAAGACUUCAAAUGUCUGUCCAUAGUGUGAAGUCAGCUGUUGUCUAAUAAUGUGUUAUAGAAUUUGUUCAUGCUACCAUUGGGAGACAUGUAAAUAUGUAAACCUACUGCCUGCUAAAUAGUGGGUAUUAUGAUUUUCAGACACAUACAUCUUCAGAUGGUUUACUUGAAUACACUGUCUAACUUGCAAUAUAAAUGUUCAGCUCUGCUCUUUCAUUAGGGUAAAUGCUUGGAAAAAAAGAACAAUACUCUUUGAUUUUUAAACCAAAGAACUCUUUAUCAACACGGCUAUGUUGUCAUAAGCUUUGUAUGUUUAAUCUGUCAUUUAAAUCUUGGGAAAAAUAUAACUAUUGAAAAGGUGUUCCUUCUGACAUGUGGCAGCUACUUUUUAUGGUCAAGCCUCUUAUUUUUAUACUCUGUGAGACAUACUCAUCAAAGAGUAGAUGAUAGUUUAUAUCUGUACAAAGUUAUACUAAGUUGUAAUAUUAAGCCUUAAGAAUAUAUUCAAUGAGUUCACAUUGAAAAUGGCACUUUUGUUCCUUAUGAAAACCUUUUUGUUGCCCAUGUCACCUUUCAUAGAAUAUCAAGUCAUUCUGCAGAGGAUUCUGCUGCCUGUAAAGAUAAAGUGUUGGUACAUAGACCUAUUUGAUCCAAUGUGUUGGUUAAAGGUCUACACCAACCUAAUUCACUUACCAUUUACAAGGUAGCCUAAUGUUUUGUUUAUGGAAAUACGAUUUUUUUUACAUCCUUAUAGUUGUUAUCUCUUUGGGGGUUCUCAGUAAAAAAGAAUGAAAAACA